This is a messenger RNA of Setaria italica (foxtail millet), 744 nucleotides long. Its product is annotated as citrate-binding protein. The record is from RefSeq and is a predicted model, not a curated record. Bases 1 to 744 code for a protein of 247 amino acids. The transcript has 3 exons. NCBI's taxonomy places the organism in Eukaryota, Viridiplantae, Streptophyta, Magnoliopsida, Poales, Poaceae.
AUGGAGGAUGCGGUUGUAGGCUCUGCAGUAGGAGAAGAACACCAUGUACUAUUCGGGGAAGUGCUUGACGACGCGCACCUCAUGGAAGUUGAUGUGGAGUUGCUCUUCAAGGGCCUCGAUGACGUGGUGCGGUCCUGUGUCGUGCUCUCCGCCGGUGCCGCUGCUGACCCGACCCUUGGUUUCACCGCCGUCGAGCUCACGGAGGACAAGUUCAAGCUGCACAAGCCGUACGACCUGCCGCCGGAGCAGCGGUACGAGUUCGGCAACGGCGUGCGGCGGAUGUGGGUGUACUGCACCGACAAGCCCUUCAGCCCCGGCAGCCCCACCAAGCCGCGCUCCGAGAUUCUCCUAAACGUAGCGACGUACACGACCGGGGUGUGGCAGUUCGAGGGCUACGGCUACGUGCCAGCGGGCACGUCGGGGGUGUCGGUGAUGCAGGUGUUCGGCGCGUCGGGGCGCAACACGACGCUGAUGCUGCACGUCUACGGCGGCCGGCUCAUGUAUUACAACGACGAGACGCGGGUCGUCGACGGCGACAUCUACGACCGGUGGUUCCGGCUAAACGUCGUCCAUGACGUGGACGCCGGGAUGCUCACCGUGUUCGUCGAUGGCGAGGAGAGGCUCGCCGUCGAGGGACACGGUGGGUACCGGCACUACUUCAAGUUCGGGGUGUACACGCAGACGGACCCCUCGCACUACAUGGAGUCGCGGUGGAGGGAUGUCAAGGUAUACGCCAAAUUUUGA